This is a messenger RNA of Drosophila santomea, 5686 nucleotides long. RefSeq names its product roundabout homolog 2. Gene Ontology annotation, cellular component: neuron projection. The transcript has 12 exons. Lineage: Eukaryota; Metazoa; Arthropoda; Insecta; Diptera; Drosophilidae. The coding region runs from base 468 to 4535 and encodes 1355 amino acids. The record is from RefSeq and is a predicted model, not a curated record. Gene Ontology annotation, molecular function: protein binding.
UGCCGCCAACGGUUAUCGAGCUGAAAGUGAGCGCGUGUCGAGCUUUUUGGCCGCCAGUUGUUUUGGGCCAACUUCGUGGGCGACUGGUGACUGGCCACUGGAUUGGCAGCAAACAUAAACAAACGAAGUGCGAAUUCGCUCGGAAAUCUAAGCUAAUUGACAUUACGGACAUGCGAGGGCCGGACUUUGGCCAAAUUUGGCCUGGCCAAAAGGAAGCGGAAGCAUUGUGGCCGCAACAUACAUUGUAAACUCCUAAACUGCAGGCGAAGUGUAGCGAAUUGUGUGCGAAUGGAAGUCGAGUAGAAAUCAAGCAACUCGAAUAUAUAUAUAUCUAUAUAUCCCUGCGGGAGUGGGUGUGUUAGUGUGCAUUUGUGUGUGUGUCUGGAGUUGGGCUGGGCAAAUAAGUGCUCGUGCUCCGCUUUUUUAGCCAGUUUAUCUUAAGGCGAAAUACUGUAAAAAAUUGUAAAAUGGAUUUACGUUUCGUAUUCAUCGUUUUCCUGCUCAAGUGGACCCAUGCACAAGGAUCCCAUCCGCCGCGAAUAGUGGAGCAUCCCAUAGAUACGACAGUGCCGCGACACGAGCCAGCCACGCUUAAUUGCAAAGCCGAGGGCAGCCCCACGCCCACCAUCCAGUGGUACAAGGAUGGGGUGCCCCUGAAGAUCCUGCCGGGCUCCCACCGCAUCACCCUGCCAGCCGGCGGAUUGUUUUUCCUCAAGGUUGUCAAUUCACGUCGCGAAACAGAUGCGGGAAUCUACUGGUGUGAGGCGAAGAACGAACUGGGCGUGGCAAGGAGUCGCAAUGCCACGUUGCAAGUGGCGGUGCUCCGCGAUGAGUUCCGCCUGGAGCCGCAGAACACAAGGAUUGCCCAGGGUGAUACCGCUCUCCUCGAGUGCGCCGCCCCGCGCGGAAUCCCCGAGCCCACGGUCACCUGGAAGAAGGGCGGCCAGAAAUUGGAUUUGGAGGGCUCGAAGCGAGUGCGCAUCGUUGACGGCGGCAAUUUGGCCAUCCAGGAUGCCCGCCAGACUGACGAGGGUCAGUACCAGUGCAUAGCCAAGAAUCCUGUCGGGGUGCGCGAGUCCUCGCUGGCUACACUCAAAGUGCACGUCAAGCCGUACAUCAUCCGGGGUCCACACGAUCAAACGGUUUUGGAGGGCGCCUCGGUGACCUUUCCCUGUCGAGUGGGUGGUGACCCCAUGCCGGACGUGCUGUGGCUGCGCACUGCCUCGGGUGGCAACAUGCCCUUGGAUCGCGUCAGUGUGCUGGAGGAUCGCAGUCUGAGACUGGAGAGGGUCACCAUCGCGGAUGAGGGCGAGUACAGUUGCGAGGCGGACAAUGUGGUGGGCGCCAUCACCGCGAUGGGAACUCUGACUGUUUACGCCCCCCCGAAAUUCAUCCAACGUCCUGCGAGCAAAUCCGUGGAACUCGGAGCCGACACAUCCUUCGAGUGUCGCGCCACAGGAAACCCAAAGCCCACCAUCUUCUGGACCAUCAAGAACAACAGCACGCUGAUCUUUCCCGGUGCUCCGCCCUUGGAUCGGUUUCACAGCCUCAACACCGAGGAGGGUCACUCGAUACUCACGUUGACCAGGUUCCAGCGAACGGACAAGGAUCUGGUCAUCCUGUGCAACGCCAUGAACGAGGUGGCCAGCAUCACCUCGAGGGUGCAGCUGAGCCUGGACUCGCAAGAGGACCGACCUCCGCCGAUCAUCAUUUCCGGUCCGGUCAAUCAAACCCUGCCCAUCAAGUCGCUGGCCACGCUGCAGUGCAAGGCCAUCGGUCUGCCCAGUCCCACCAUUUCCUGGUACCGCGAUGGCAUACCCGUGCAGCCCAGUUCCAAGCUGAACAUUACCACAUCCGGGGACUUGAUAAUAUCGGAUCUCGAUCGCCAGCAGGAUCAGGGCCUCUACACCUGCGUGGCCAGCUCGCGGGCUGGAAAGUCCACUUGGAGCGGUUUCCUGCGGAUAGAGUUGCCCACAAAUCCGAACAUCAAGUUCUACAGAGCCCCGGAGCAGACCAAGUGUCCCAGUGCACCGGGACAGCCCAAGGUACUGAACGCCACUGCCUCGGCACUGACCAUUGUGUGGCCCACCAGUGACAAGGCGGGCGCCUCCUCGUUCCUGGGUUACAGUGUGGAGAUGUACUGCACCAAUCAGAGCAAGACUUGGAUACCCAUCGCAUCGCGACUGAGUGAGCCGAUCUUCACGGUGGGCAGUUUGACCCAAGGAGCGGCUUACAUGUUCAUUGUGCGGGCGGAAAACUCACUGGGCUUCUCACCACCAUCGCCCAUCUCGGAGCCCAUUACGGCGGGCAAACUGGUGGGCGUGCGGGAUGGCAGUGAAAGCACUGGCACCUCACAGCUCCUGCUCAGCGAUGUGGAGACCCUGCUGCAGGCCAACGAUGUGGUGGAGCUGCUGGAGGCCAAUGCCAGUGACUCGACGACCGCUCGUCUGUCCUGGGACAUUGACAGUGGUCAGUACAUCGAGGGCUUCCAUCUGUACGCCCGCGAGCUCCACUCCACCGAGUACAAAAUGGUUACACUGCUCAACAAGGGUCAGGGUUUGAGUUCCUGCACCGUGCCUGGACUGGCGAAGGCCUCCUCAUACGAGUUUUUUCUUGUGCCAUUUUACAAGAGCAUCGUAGGAAAGCCCUCGAACUCGCGACGCAUGAGAACGCUGGAAGAUGUUCCGGAGGCGCCACCCUAUGGCAUGGAAGCCAUCCAAUUCAAUCGCACCUCGGUCUUCUUGAAGUGGUUGCCGCCACAGCCAAAUCGCACUCGCAACGGCAUCCUCACCAGCUACAAUGUGGUCGUCAAAGGGCUGGACGUGCACAAUACGACGCGGAUAUUCAAAAAUAUGACCAUAGACGCGGCCACGCCCACCCUGCUGCUGGCCAACCUCACCACAGGAGUCACCUACUACAUCGCAGUGGCGGCUGCCACGCGGGUGGGAGUUGGACCCUUCAGCAAGCCCGCGGUGCUCCGCAUCGAUGCACGCACCCAAUCCCUGGACACUGGCUACACGAGAUACCCCAUCAGUCGUGAUAUUGCCGAUGACUUUUUAACACAGACCUGGUUUAUCGUCCUGCUGGGCUCCAUCAUUGCCAUAAUUGUGUUUCUAUUGGGCGCAUUGGUUCUAUUCAAGCGCUAUCAAUUUAUCAAGCAGACCUCGCUGGGCAGUUUACAUGGCAAUCACGCAAUCGGAACCGUGCGAAAGUUUCCAACAUUGCCGCUAAAUGGAGGCGGAGCCGUCGGUGCCGGUGGCGUUGGUUCAAAUUCGACAGCCGCAACUGGGCAGAGUGGCCAUGGCCUGUGGAUCGAUCCCACCAGCGGCGUUUGGCGACAGGCGGCAGGAGGUGGCAAUCCGGGCGGAGUGGGCUCGUGUUCGACAAAGGAGCAACUUCCGGGAUACGCACAGGCCACCGCCCAACAGGGACAACCGCAGCCCACGCUGCUCCCUGAUUACGAGAGACUAUCGCCGCUGAAUAUGCCCGAUUACGCGGAAGUCGCCUGCUCGACAUUCAAAAGCCCCACCCACGGCGCACCACCGAUGAUGGGUGGUGGACUGGGUGGUGGAGUGGGUGGUGGCCAGUCGGCAUCCCUGUACGACAGCUGUGGGGCGUACGCCACCACCAAUGUGGUGGCCAAUGUGAAGCUCUACCAGAACCGCUAUGCGACCAAGACGGGCAAUAACAACAAUCACCAGGUCAACAAUGACUACCAGUCCACUGGCAUGUACUCCGCUCCACCCAGCGCCCACUACGGAUGCCUGGAGCCGAAGCAGCAGCAGCAGCAUCAGCAGCAUCAGCAGCAGCCCAAUCUGAUGACCACCUCCACGGCCAGCACAGCCAUCCUGACGAACUCGCCGGCCAAGGUGAAGAAGAUCAACAUAACCGAGAACAAAAUGGACCAGCUGGAGGGCAAGUCGGAGCGCACGAAUCCGUUCAACACGCAGCAGCAGCUGCUCCUGGCCAGCAACGCCCUGAAGCAGGGACUGGGUGCCUAUGCCAACACCACCUUGGCUGCCCAGAUGGCCAGUGGCGGUGGAGCGGGCACCUUGAGGCGCCAGCGGCAGCCCAAGACGCUUUACAAGAGCGAGAACAACAUACUGGGCAAGUCUGGUCUGCGGCAGAACACCAUGAAUGCGAAUGCGGGUGCGGGUGCAGGUGCUCCCAGCAAUGGGCAGUUGGACUUCCUGACUGGGGGUCCGCCGUCGGAGGGCGGGGAUUUCUCCGGACUGGGCCUGUGCAACUCCACCAAUCAGCUGCUGAACGACUGGGCCUCCAGUGCCUCGAUCGCAGCUCCCGGGGAUUAUCAUUUCGGCAGCAAGCAGCCCAGCAAGCAGCACCUCUACGUGAAGGCCAAGGACGGCACCUGGUCGGCAGUCAGCUCGGAUGCGUACCAGUCCUUCAAGCACCAGCAGCAGCACCAUCCCUUCCUGGCAGGAUCAGGUGACAACACCAAGUCCCUAGCUAGUGUAAACAGCUUAGCUGGCGAUAGCAAAUUCCUGAGUAGUUUUGGCUCUAGUGCCAAUGUCUAGAGCCGUGGCUUAGAGGUCCACUAUUAGGCUUGGGUCAAUCGAAAAGUGCUCAAUAAGUUAGAGGAUUCUAGAGGAUGCUAGAGGAUUCUCGAGGAUUCUGGAGGAUUCUAGAGGAUUCUAGAGGAUGCCAGAGGAUUGCAUUAGGCAGAUAAGUUGUAGGCGUAUAUCAGUUGGAAGCUGGCAGCAGGUGGAAGCUGGGUUGUGGAAUGUUGUGAGGGUUUGGUGGGGGUUGAACUUCUCUAAGAACUGUGUAAUACCUUUCCCCUUAACUGAAGCGUAGAAAUAUUCCAGCUAACCUAGCAAUCCCAUAGAGCAAUAUAUAAACGCCAUAGCCCUCACUUGCUAACCCAUUGCUCGAUUAGACUUCCACCAUCCGAAGAAAGUACCCAAACCCAGAAUAAACAACGAAAUGUAUGUAAAGCGAUACAGAAGACCCAGAGAAAUUGGCUUGUAAAUAGAAGUACCCAAACUAUAUCCUAUAUGUAAAACCCUAACCCUAAAGCAUUUAGAAUAUUGCAUUUGGAGCAAGCAAAAAUAACAUUAAUUUACACAAGAAACCAGCAACCAGAAAACAGAAAACAGAAAACAGAAACCAACCCAAAAUAGCACAGACGUAGUUAAAGUAAGUAAAGCGAUGAAAACCCUUAAAAGUUUGCAGCAAACCAUUACGAACUUUUGCAGAAAGUGUACCCACAGAUAAGAAAACCAAUGUCGACAUUUCGAAGCCAAAACGAAGAAUACCUAACCCUAACGAGAAUAUUACUUAGACUUAUAUGAAAAAGUGAAAAAGCACGAUGAAGUUAGUUGUGUGUGUUGAAAAUAUUGAAAUAUUUAAACUCACCUCCCGCAAAAGCUAAAUAAAUGCUAAUAAUAAGGCUGUUAAAUGUAAAAUAUCAUAAACGAUUCAAGAAUGAAUGGACUAAACCUACAUUUAAACCGUGUAAUUAAAGCAUUAAAAUGUAAUUAACUGACACUAGAUUUAGUUUGAAUAGCUAAAAUCGGAAAACCAAAAAGAGAGAAAAGCGAAAGUGCAAGGAUUACAGCAAAUAGGGGGAUUUAGCUGGAAAGAGACAAAAAAUAAAUUAAACUAAUCAAUUAAUUGAUAAAUUAUGCAAUGAGAAAACUAAAAAUAAAGAAAAACAUAAAACCAA